ACGGAAUAUUUGUUCGAGAAAACUCCCCCUGGUGACAAAGAAUGGUAGAGUCCCCGUUUGCGCGCAUGUCCUGGGCAGGCGACAACCCGAGCAGGUAGAAACGGGUUGUUUCUUCACGAGGACAUCUUGGAGACAGUGGCCGGAAUGACCGUUACUCUCUCACCUAUCCGGCGGGUUACAUCAAAGGGAGGCCGGCGUCACAGGUAGCCAGACACCCAAGGUAUUUCUGAAGCAAGAUUUACACACACAAACGUCACAGAAUGGCUGUUGGAAAGUUGACAUCGUUCCUAGUGGGCCUACUGGUGGGAGUGACAAUCUCUGUAACACUCCUCAUCAUCGGCUCACCGCAUCUGCUCUCAACCAUCGCCCAUUACAACAACAGUUUUAGAGAACCACACAGCAAGCCUACUGUCAACAACAACAACAACAAUAAACAACACGCCACGCAGCCAAGAACUCUCGAAAGGGACUCAUUUCUAGAGGAUAGGUCCUUAAAGAAUAUAGAAACCACAGACACUCCACCGCAGAAUAAAUAUCAAGGAGAUGCCCCCAUCCAAGUCAUCGACAUCCCCAACUUGGUGUCUCAGGAACUCAGUCUCAGGAGAACGGUGUUUGUGGGGGUUCUGACGUCUUGGAGCGUGCCUUCUAGUACACAGCAGUUGAGCGUUAUGAAGACAUGGGGAGCAGAGAUGGCGGAGGGAGACAUGACGUUCUAUGCGGGGAUGGAGGAGAGCAUAGAGGAGGACGAAAGUGUGCCUGUGCAAAGGGUCACUGGUAGCACCAUGGGACAGAAGAUGUACUCCGCCUUGCGGCACAUGUGCUAUGUGCACCUGGACAAGUUCAAGUUCUUCCUGCUGACUAUGGACAACACUUACGUCAAUGUGCACAACCUGACCGUACUGUUGGAUGGGCUACAGAGUUCGGAGGUCAUCUACAUGGGCUCCAGCAAACGUGGCCCAGGCGACCCCACCGCAGUCCAGUACUGUGAGCUCGGGCCCGGUGUCGCGCUGAGUAGGAAGGCCAUGCAGGGACUGUGCACUCACGUGACCAGCUGUGCGAAACUGUCAGCCAAUCCCAGCCCAGCUUACAGUCUGGCCUUGUGCCUUCAGAUGACCACUGCCACCAACUGUACUACAAGUGCAGAGUCGAAGAGGUUAUUUCACAAACUCGGGGACUCGGAAGACUUCGACGGAGACCUGGACGGAAAGCAGUUUGUAGCGUCCUCCGUCACGCUCCAUCCCGUGGGCCGGCUGGAGACGAUGUUUAGACUUCACCAGAGCUACGUCAUCAGGAGGAUACAGGACAAGUUAUUAAAUCACAAAGACUUGGAGGACAGAAUUUACCGCCUCAACAGGCUCAUUGCCACGACAGGGCCCCACGGGGAUGUCAAACUACUGCUCGGCGACCAGGAUAAAUCCAAAUCACCUGAUGUCGUUCCCUGGCAACUGAUUUAUGAGGACAGUGAAGAAGAGGAACAUCUUGCCGAUAUCUUACCAAGUCUUGGCGAUGUUGUGCAGCUUUCUGUAGAAGCUCUAAGGGCUGAGGCUAUGAUAGAAACUAAACUGAAAGCUGUCUUUCAGAGAUACCACCCCGUCACGGGCAUCGAGUAUAGACUAGAGUACGAGGAAUCAGACGGCGAUUUUGCGGCUUCGCAUUUCGUGGACGUACAGAGACCGUACGGAAAUCUUCGUACGGUAUCUGCAACAGUAGGCCACAAAGAAAGAGUGAACUUCGUCGUGCCAGUGUUGGAAAAUUCGCAACACCUCGAGGAGUUUCUGCAAAUGUUUGAAAGCUCCUGCUUGACCGUCAGUGAUGGGAAUGAAGUCGCCCUAACGAUAGUUAAUUUUGGCGUAACAAAGAAGUUUAACAGGUUACACCAGUUACUUUCUCCAUACGAGAAGAAAUAUGCGGAUUUUACCAUCAAAGUAAUCAACGUGAAAUCGGAAUCGUUUUCGUACGCACGAGGAAUCGAGCUCGGUGUAAGAGCAGUUUCGGACCCUGACUCCUUACUCUGUGUUCUAGACAUGCACGCCACAAUAAGUCCCGACUUCAUGAACAAAUGUAGACUCAAUACGCAACGAGCAAACCAAGCCUACUUCCCCAUUCCGUACCAACAGUUUGACUUAUCUGCGACCAAAUCGUCUUUGUUGACAGACGUUGACAUAGCCCCCGGUACGGGAUUCUGGUGGGAGAACAACUUCGACACUUUCUGCGUGUACAAAUCCGACGUGCCGAGUUUGGAACAUCUCCAACCCAGCGGCAGAAACCUAAGUGACAAGUUAACAGUGCAAAAAUCCUUCAGUGUUUUUCGCGUGCCAGAACCAGGGUUGAUGCUACCACAGAGGGAUCGUCACUGCAGUUCUAAAUUCAUGACGUUCGACCAAACCGAUAUCUGUUUACAGAAGCAAAAAGAAAUCUUGACUAUGCAGAGACACUUCAGCAAUUUGACGGGAAGAUGAUAGUGUGACUAAACGAAUACAUGUUGCAUUUUUUUGGUUUGCUUUUGUUGCUGUUAGUAAAUUACGUUUACAUGAAA
This is a messenger RNA of Branchiostoma floridae (Florida lancelet), 2536 nucleotides long. Its product is annotated as chondroitin sulfate synthase 3-like. The coding region runs from base 261 to 2459 and encodes 732 amino acids. Gene Ontology annotation, molecular function: glucuronosyl-N-acetylgalactosaminyl-proteoglycan 4-beta-N-acetylgalactosaminyltransferase activity. Gene Ontology annotation, cellular component: Golgi cisterna membrane. The transcript has 6 exons. NCBI's taxonomy places the organism in Eukaryota, Metazoa, Chordata, Leptocardii, Amphioxiformes, Branchiostomatidae. The record is from RefSeq and is a predicted model, not a curated record.